AUGAUUUCCACGGCUCUUCACUGGCUCAUUCUGCUGUCGUUUAUCGUCUUAACCAUCGGCGGAAACGUGCUGGUGUGUUUGGCCGUGGGCCUCACCCGGCGACUGUGGCGCAUCGCCAACUGCUUUGUGGUGUCGCUGGCGGUGACGGAUCUCCUGAUGGGCUUGCUGGUGUUGCCCUUUUCUGCCACUCUGGAACUACGCAGUGGCCAGUGGCCCCUCGGAGGCACCAUGUGUAACAUCUACGUCUCGUUGGAUGUCCUGCUGUGCGCCGCCUCCAUCCUGAGCCUGUUGGCCAUCAGCGUGGACCGAUACCUCGCCAUCUCGGCGCCUCUCAAUUACUCGUCGAGAAUCACUCCUCCCAGAGUGACGUUGGCCAUCGUCGCCAUCUGGGCCUUGUCGCUGGCUGUGUCUUUCGUGCCCAUCCACCUCGGCUGGAACACGACGGACUACAGAGUGCAGCACUUGGACUGGCACGUGGGGCAAGAGCACAAGGAGGGACGCUAUUGCCAGUUUGAAUGGAAUAACAACUACAUUAUUUUGUAUGUCUUGUGCUCAUUUUACCUUCCUCUGCUGAUUAUGUGUGGGAUGUACCUUUGCAUAUUCAGAGUGGCACGCCAACAGGUGCGACGAAUCCGUGCCUCCACGCCAUCUUUCGCCCGCAUGGCAUCAACUGCAGCCAUUGCCAAAGAGCACAAAGCUACCAUAACGCUAGCCGCUGUGCUAGGGGCCUUUGUCAUCUGCUGGUUCCCCUACUUCACCUUCUUGACCCGAACGGGAAUCAAGGAACAGAAGAACCCCCCGACUACCCUUCACUCGGUACUGCUGUGGCUCGGCUAUUUGAACUCAGUCCUGAACCCCAUCCUCUAUCCCGCCUUGAACCGGGACUUCAGAAAGGCCUACGCAGAGCUGCUGUUCUGCAUGGGAUCUUCACGCAGAAAACUGCAAGCGCACAAAAGAUCAACACACUCUCACGGGCAACGGCAUUCCCAAGUGUCUGACGACAGUGUUAAAGAAAUAGAGAUGAAGCGCUUAAAUAGACAAACUACUACUAAUAAUAAUAAUAAUAAUGGUGUAACUAGCGAAUCUAUGCUUCGCUGUGCACAGCUCCAGAUUUGCUAA
Messenger RNA from Phycodurus eques (leafy seadragon), 1119 nucleotides. RefSeq names its product histamine receptor H2b (gene hrh2b). The transcript is spliced from 2 exons. Bases 1 to 1119 code for a protein of 372 amino acids. NCBI's taxonomy places the organism in Eukaryota, Metazoa, Chordata, Actinopteri, Syngnathiformes, Syngnathidae. Gene Ontology annotation, cellular component: membrane. Gene Ontology annotation, molecular function: G protein-coupled receptor activity. Gene Ontology annotation, biological process: adenylate cyclase-activating adrenergic receptor signaling pathway. The record is from RefSeq and is a predicted model, not a curated record.